Dioscorea cayenensis subsp. rotundata (Guinea yam) is the source of this 1178-nucleotide messenger RNA. Its product is annotated as 2-oxoglutarate-Fe(II) type oxidoreductase hxnY-like. Bases 21 to 1043 code for a protein of 340 amino acids. Lineage: Eukaryota; Viridiplantae; Streptophyta; Magnoliopsida; Dioscoreales; Dioscoreaceae. The record is from RefSeq and is a predicted model, not a curated record. The transcript is spliced from 12 exons.
CUUUCUGAUCAACAAGAUAAAUGCAUAAAAUCAAAUUAAAAAAGAAAAAAAGAAGAAAAAAAAUGGCGGGUGAUCUGGCUCUCCCACUGAUCGAUCUCGUCUCUCCCGAUCUCGCCUCCACCGCCAAAUCCAUUCGCAAGGCAUGCGUCGAUUAUGGUUUCUUCUACCUCGUCAAUCAUGGAAUCGAGGAGUCGUUUUUCCAACAAGUGUUCAAUGAAAGCAAGAAGUUCUUCUCGUUGCCACUCGACCAGAAGAUGAAGCUCAAAACAAGGAAGGAUAACAGGGGUUACAAUCCACUGCCUUCUGUAACCCUAGAUUCUCCACCAAAAGUUAAAGGGGCGACGUACGUGAGGGUUUAUUACAUCAGUUCCUCCAAAAUCAGCCAUUCACAGUUCGAUGCAAAUCAAUGGCCUCCAGAAGAACUUUUGCCAUGUUGGAAAGCCAUGAUGGAAUCUUAUUAUGAAAAAAUGCUGGCUGUGAGCAAAAAAUUAAUAUCCUUGAUGGCAUUGUCUUUGGGUCUUGAUGAUCUUUUUUUUGAGAAAAUCGGAGCACUGCAUGAACCCUUGGCAUGUGUUCGACUUUUGCAUUAUCCAGUAUCCUUGUUUUCUACUUUUAUGUUCUGGGCAAAAUGUUUUGAAGAGAGUUGUGGGAGGUUAGGUGUGUCUGCCCAUUCAGACUUUGGAAUGGUUACACUUCUAUUAACUGAUGGCGUCCGUGGUCUUCAGAUUUGCAGGGAUAAGGACAGUAGCCCUCAGCUAUGGGAAGAUGUACCUCAUGUUCAUGGGGCUUUGGUUGUUAAUGUUGGGGACAUGUUGGAGAGGUGGACUAAUUGCUUAUUCCGAUCAACAUUGCACAGAGUCUUGACAACUGAACAAGAGCGCUACUCUGUUGCUUUCUUCCUAGACGGAGACCCUGCUUGCAUGAUUGAGUGUUUGGAGAGUUGUUGCAGCAAGGAAAAUCCUCCAAGGUUUUCAGCUAUCCAAUGUGCUGACUAUCUGCAAGGCCAUAUUUCUGCUGAGUUAUAUAACUUAGGGCUAAAUUAAGAGGUUAGAACUUUGAACAUAACUGAACCAGUAUCACCUCUGUCUUUCACCAAGUUCUGUAUCUCCUUUCAUGUACUGUGGCAACUGCUUUUUUUUUCUUCACAAAUUUAGCCAGGGAUAAAUUGUGUGUGCUCA